AGGGAAAUCAGAUUAAGAGGCGGAGGAGCGAACUCGGGUCGGAUCGAGAUGAGAUAUAACGACAGCUUCUGGGCAGUAUGCAUUGAUGGAUUCGAUAUCAAAAUGGCUGACGUCGUCUGUAGACAACUUGGGUUUCGACACGGUGCUCUUAGGAUUGGCCAAGUAGAUGGUGUCAGCCUCGCAACACUGGACACUUCGCUUGAUACUAUUCUCUUUAGCGCCAGCUGCGUUGGUAAUGAGAACAACUUCGACGAGUGCGUUGAUGUCACGUGGUCCGAGUUGAAAUGCUCUUUGGAUAGACAGGUCUCCAUGUUCUGCGCACUUCCUUACUACGAAGGUUGCUACGAAAGCUCAACUCCUGUAGGGAUAGCGGACGAUUCCCAAACGCUCCAAGGCCUUGUUGGACUCUGCAGAAUCUUCAGAUAUGACUACGCCGGCUCUUCUAAGACGGUCGGGGACAGUCACCGUUGUGGAAAUAGUUUGUCCGAAUUCGGUACCCUUGUAGAUGAUUCGUUCUGUGCUGAAUUGUGUGGAAACGAUCCUUACCAGUUGUGUGGGGGAAUAGGAGCCUAUCGCGCCGUUUACUCGACUCUUCUCGGGUCUACUGGUUACACGUUGACCAAUACCAGCGGUUCAAUCACGUCAUAUAAUUACCCAGGCAAGUACGCCGCCGACGACCACCAAGUAUGGGAGGUCACCUUCGGUUCCAGGCACCGCGUUCAGAUUACCUUUCCCGCCUUUAACAUCAAUGUUGAUGACGUCAUCACCAUCUCUGCAGGGGGUAAGAAUGAGACAUUCAAUUCAGGGAGAACGUGGAUAUCCGACCCGAUCUCGUCAUUCGUGGUUCGGUUUGAAAGCAGAUCUUCAGGAACCGGGUUUAUUAUGAAUUACGAAGUUUACAUUCCAAACAUGACUACUGCUAAAGUGCCAGUACCUUCAACACAGCAAGUUACAACGUCAACGCGAAAUGCAACAGCGAUGACGUCAAACCAAGCAAUGAGUACUGCCUAUUUAGCAAUGACUGAUUCUGCAACUGCAGUUCCGCCACAAGUUCCACCGGCAGAAACGACAACGAGCCAUCGGACAACAACCAGUGAUGAAAAAUCAACCCCAGAUGUUAGAAUAGUAAAUGGACUCACACCUAGAGAAGGAAGAGUGGAAAUUCGUUUAUAUGGAGUUUGGGGCACGAUUUGUGAUGAAAACCUAAGCUUCAACGACGCCAUUGUGGUAUGUCGCAGUCUUGGGUUCACUGGGGCACUAGGUACCACAUCGUAUUCUGAGUUUGGACCUAGUUUUGGAAACAUUCAUCUUGACAAUUUCGGAUGUGAUGGGACAGAAGCUGACGUCAUGGAAUGUUUGAGGAAUAUCUCAGAGCCUCAGCCGCAAUGCUUGUCCAGUUUUCGAGAGGCUGGCGUGAGGUGUUCAGAUUGCCGAGAUGUCCAUCCUCUGUGUAUUCCGUGGGCUAGUCAAGGAGCUUGCGAGUCUUACCCUGGAGACGUGUUGCCUGUUUGUCAGAACAGCUGUAACCAAUGCAAUAUAUUUGGCAAGAAUGAUUCGGCCCCCUCUUUGCCUCUGGAAGAUACAUGUAUUCUUGGGCAUUGCUAUGUUGAUGAGAAUAAUGCAAGUAUGUGCAUACCGGCCGUCGAUAUUUGCUUCACUAUAGGAUGGUAUCAAGGAUUAAUUUGUUUACCUACACCAGUCAAACCCGUUCCCUCAACAGUACGAUGCAUGAGUCCAGAUGAGCAUGCGCAGACAAAUCUUGCUGUUCCUGAAUUGAUAGAGGCACUAAUGGAUCCGAUAAAUGAACUGGAGUACACUACCACUGAUGUAGAUACCGAUGCAGUCAUUGCUUUAGACAGACUCGCUACACUCUUGACCAAUCUGGGAGGUCUACGUCUCCUUCCUCAACAUAUAUACGACCGUCAAAAGCAAGCCUCACUCGUAGGACUGUAUGGCUUGAAUUUACAUUACGUGGAAGACAGUGCCUUUACCGGAUUCCCAAACCUUCGUAGUCUAAUAUUAAAGGAGAACGUCAUACGAGAGAUCAAGAAAGGAGCUUUCACUGGUUUGCAUCUAUUACAGUAUUUGAAUGUUCGGCAAAAUGAGAUCUUCCUAGUGGAAAAUGGUUCAUUCGCCGAUUUAAGGAGCCUUUUGUUCAUGGAAUUCGGCUUCAACAAUUUGGUCCAAUUGCAACCUGGUGCGUUCUCCGGUUUGAUUAAUCUCAGAAGCCUGGGUCUCUCCAACAACAUGAUUCGACGGAUAGAAGAGAAACUUUUUGGCGGUAUGCAGAAUUUACAAUUUUUACAUCUUCAGUCAAACAAUAUAAGUGAUAUUGAAGUGGGAUCAUUUUCUGAUCUGCAGAAUCUUCAGUUAUUAAAUCUGUCGUCAAAUUCCAUUCAUCUUUUGAAAAAUGGGGUAUUCUCUGGACUCUCGUCUCUUCGAUACCUUGACCUGAUAAACAACCAUAUCCAGUCGAUUGAUGGCUUUACAUUUGGAAAUCUUGGGUCUCUUCAAUUUCUGUUCUUCCUCGGUACUGAAUUGGGAGCCGUGGAUUCUAACGCGCUUGCUGGCCUCGACUUGGUUGAGAAAAUGUCUACGUCUGACAAUCGUUUAUGCUGUCUUCUAGUAGAUAAUACUGACUUUACCUGCGCAAGGACAUCACAGACCAGUCCCUUGGACACCUGUAGCAGGUUAUAUCCAAACUUGGCCUUGAGGGUUUCAGGAUGGGUCAUGGGUUUAUUGGCUAUAGCUGGCAACGGCGCCGUUCUCUUUAUCCGACUCCAGGAUAGGAAAAAGAAACGGCCGAAUGUCCAGAAUACACUUAUUGCUAGCUUAGCAAUGGCAGAUAUUCUAAUGGGACUAUACAUGAUCAUUAUCACAUCUGUCGAUCUAUACUUUGGAAAUGAGUUUUAUCUUAGCGCCCCUCAGUGGCGAGGCUCUCAUCUGUGUCGGUUUGCUGGUUUCCUUGGCUUUCUUUCCAGUGAGACUUCGGUCUUAACCCUGACCUUGAUAACAGUUGAUAGGUUCAUUUGCAUCAUGUUUCCAUUUAGGCCAGACCUGAAGAUUGAGCGCAAGAGUUCAUUGAUUCUUGUCGGUGCGAUAUGGGUUUUCACCAUAAUAUUAAGUCUGAGUCUGGUAAUCAUUACAUCAUACAGACCGGAUGUGUAUGGCCUCUCCGACGUUUGCCUUGGUCUCCCUCUUCAUGUCGAAGCUGCAGACACAGGGGUGUUGGAGAUCACAGGAAAUUUCUUUUUUGAGUAUCAGGUAAAUUUCGUAGUAACAGACAACAGCUCCAGGCCCCCAUGGCUAUUUUCCCUUAUAAUUUUCAUUGGUUUGAACCUUGUUUCAUUCACUUUUAUCUUGAUCUGUUACAUAAUGAUCUUCGUCAAGACCUCAAGAUCUUCAGCGAGAGUUCGGAAAAACAGCUCCAAUAAGCGAGAGACCAGACUGGCUGUUCGUAUGGCAAUGAUUGUUGCUACUGACCUCCUUUGUUGGAUGCCUGUUAUCAUCAUGGGAAUCCUUUCGCAAACCGGCGCAGUCACCCUCCACCCUUCCCUCUAUGCCUGGACAGUGAUUCUCAUCGUCCCUAUCAAUUCAACGAUCAACCCUUUCCUAUAUACCUUCAUCAUUCACGUCGAUGACCUCAUAAAGAAACGAAGGAAGCAGAAAUAUGAAACCUAACUAAAGAUGUAACCUAUUGUUCAGGCAAUCAAGGGCUAAAGAUCCACCAUUGCCUAAGUUUGAUAUGAGUUUGAAAAUUUUUCAAGAUUUACUGCGACUUGUAAUUAUACUCUUUGCCUGGUGUUUCCUAAGAUUCAGUGAAAAAAAAAUGAAUUGACGACAAUCCAUGUGUUCCAGACCUUAGAUUGUUGAAAAUAAAUAUUUAUUUGAAUCACAACCUUAAAGGAGAGUGAAACCAUUGGAACAAGAUAGCUUGU
Lytechinus variegatus (green sea urchin) is the source of this 3938-nucleotide messenger RNA. RefSeq lists its product as uncharacterized. Gene Ontology annotation, molecular function: G protein-coupled receptor activity; protein binding. The transcript is spliced from 21 exons. The record is from RefSeq and is a predicted model, not a curated record. The coding region runs from base 49 to 3681 and encodes 1210 amino acids. Gene Ontology annotation, cellular component: membrane. Lineage: Eukaryota; Metazoa; Echinodermata; Echinoidea; Temnopleuroida; Toxopneustidae. Gene Ontology annotation, biological process: G protein-coupled receptor signaling pathway.